Rubroshorea leprosula is the source of this 1547-nucleotide messenger RNA. NCBI's taxonomy places the organism in Eukaryota, Viridiplantae, Streptophyta, Magnoliopsida, Malvales, Dipterocarpaceae. The record is from the annotation of a GenBank genome assembly.
UCCUAAUCCAAAGCUCAAAUUUUUCUUAAUCAAUUCUCUCUCGAAUUUCAAUUCUCUUUACCAUCUCCUGUUUUCCUCUAAUGGGUAAGCAAAGCCGGUCUAAGAUGCCGGAGAAGUUUGGCAAAGGGAAGGUUACCCCAAUGCAGGUAGCAUUCAUAGUGGAUCGGUAUCUCUUCGACAACAAUUACUCCGGGACUCGUUCUGUGUUCCGAAACGAAGCAUCUUCUCUCAUUUCAAAAUCCCCAGUCAGGGAGGCACCAAGUAGUUUGUUGAGUUUGGGGGCGAUGUUGGAUGAGUAUAUAUGUUUGAAGGAGCAGAAGGUGAUUUUGGAGCAGGAGAGGGUGCGCUUGGAGGAGGAAAUGUGCAGGGUACAUGCGCUAUUGCAAGGAAUGCAGAAUGUGAUGAACAGUUACAAUGCUAGUGCCGGUGCAUCAGUGCCCAUGAUCCCCAAUGCCCCUGCAGCACCAAAAGCAGUGGUUGCUGUUCCACCAUCAGCUUCUCGCGGGGGUUCCCUGCCAGGCCAUCCUGUGUCUGUGUCUAGCACCCCUAACCCCAUGCGAGAGCAAGGCAGUUUCUCUUACCCACUAAUGAGUCAAGUGUCCGCUAGAAAGAAAAGGAGCUCAGAGGUUGUCAUAGAUCCCUCAUCAGCAGCAAAGAAAACUCGAUCUAAGACAACGUUCACAAGGUUGACUGACCAAGGAAUUGAUAAUGCCAUUAAUAAUCAAUUGACUGCUCGGCCAUCCUCUGUGGAUCAAUCAUCACCCCAGUACUGUGUAGCCAAUGAAUUGACUGUGCAAGGGUCUAGUGUUGCUAAGUGUUUGUUCAAUCAGACGCAGCUAUCUCCUCCAUGCAGCUCAUCUGGUCCAAACACACCCCCACAAUCCUCUCAGACUGAUAAAUCAGCUACUCCAAUUGGUAUUCCUUCCCCAGUUAAUUGCAGUAAAACUCCUGAAGAGAUCACUCCUACCAACGAUACUAUAAUCUCAACACAGAGAGCUAGAUUGACUCCAUUGAAAAAGAUGACAUGCUACCCUAUUGAAAGAAACAAUUGCGUUUCUUCUUGCUUACCAGCCAAGACAAAUUUGAAGAGGCUGGGUAAGAGGGAUCAUGUGAAAGGCAGGCUAGAUUUUGGCGAUUCUGAUGUGGCUGUGAACUUGGAUCAGUCAGUAGCUGAUGAUAUCACCACAUCCGCGUCUGAAAAGCAGGCAGAAGCAGAUUACUUUGACAUGGAUCUUCCCAUGGAUGCUUUUGGAGAAAAUUUCUUCUCUGAACUUCUAGUUGAUCUUGAUCUUGGCUGUGAAGGAAUUAGCUAUCCUUGCCAACCAACACCCUGUGCAUCUGGGGACACUUUGUCAAGGUCAUCUCAUGAAUCAGGGUUUUUAGAGAAAGAUAGAAAUGAACAAGGACCUGAAACUGUGACAUCUAUGAAGUCCAUAACGAAAUGCAUCAGAAUUCUAAGCCCUGCAAAAGGUAGCACGAAUUCUUUGCGACAACAAAAUUGUUCUGCUUCAAAUUAAAUGGUUUUACAAUGAAGACGAUUCUUUGAC